Molecule: messenger RNA, 4820 nt
Organism: Chiloscyllium plagiosum (whitespotted bambooshark)
Lineage: Eukaryota; Metazoa; Chordata; Chondrichthyes; Orectolobiformes; Hemiscylliidae
Source: RefSeq, a predicted model, not a curated record
AUGGCUUCAGUUUGGAAACGACUGCAACGUGUGGGAAAGCAUGCAUCCAAGUUCCAAUUUGUGGCUUCAUACCAAGAAUUAAUGGUAGAGUGCACAAAGAAAUGGCAACCUGACAAGCUUGUAGUGGUUUGGACAAGAAGAAGCAGACGGAAAUCUUCCAAGGCUCAUAGCUGGCAACCAGGAAUUAAAAAUCCAUAUCGAGGAGUUGUGGUUUGGCCUGUUCCUGAAAACAUUGAAAUCACUGUGACUCUUUUCAAGGAUCCACAUGCUGAGGAAUUUGAAGAUAAAGAAUGGACUUUCGUUAUAGAAAAUGAGUCACCUUCAGGCCGUAGAAAAGCUCUUGCCACCAGUAGCAUUAACAUGAAACAGUAUGCAAGUCCGAUGCCUACACAGACUGAUGUAAAGCUGAAAUUCAAGCCUUUGUCUAAAAAAAUUGUUGCUGCCACAUUGCAGUUUUCUUUAUCAUGCAUUUUCUUGAGAGAAGGCAAAGCAACGGAUGAGGAUAUGCAAAGUCUGGCUAGUCUGAUGAGUAUGAAACAAGCUGAUAUUGGAAACUUAGAUGACUUUGAGGAAGAAAAUGAGGAAGAUGAUGAAAACCGAGUGAAUCAAGAGGAGAAGACAGCAAAAAUUACAGAGAUAGUAAACCAGUUGAAUGCUCUGAGCAGCUUAGAUGAAGAACAAGAUGACUACCUAAAACAAGCAAAUAAGCCUGCAGCUAAAUCAACCAGUUCUUCUGAAGAACUUAUCAAUAAACUCAAUAUUUUGGAAGAGGAGGAGGAGCCCCCUAUCACAAGACUCGACCCAUUUAGAGAGUUUGAUACUUCUGGACUGAAUCCUUUUGGAGACCCAGAUGAUGAUCCUGAUAUAGAAGAGAGAAAUAUUGGAACAAUGUCAGCCGCAAGACCAGAAGAAUCCUUCUACGAUAAUGAUCCUAACAAUCCUUUUAAUGAACAGUAUGAGAAUUCUCUCAAUCCCUUUGAUGUAUAUGAUCCUCAACCUGACAGGAUUAUUGAAAAUAGGAUAGAAGCAAUAGAACCACCUAAACCAAUGAAGAGGCAGAAUGUCAAACCUGUGGACAUGAGCAAGUACCUCUAUGCUGAUACAACAAAAACAGAGGAGGAGGAAUUAGAUGAAUCUAAUCCAUUCUACGAGCCGAAGGCUGUACAUUCUACAAGGUAUCAAACCUCAUUAGUGACAGCUUCAGUACAACAGGCCGAGACAGAAAAAAAGACAAAGAGGAAAGCACCAUCACCUCCAGCACCUGACAAUACAUCCACACCAAAGACAGAAACUGUAAAGGUGUACGUCAAACCAGCUACUGUGAUCGAUAUAUCCUCAUCACCAAAGCCGAGCCCAAUCCCAAGUCCUGUUCUGGGGAAAAAGCCAAACGCCACUCAGUCACUGCUUGCCUGGUGUAAAGAAGUAACAAAAAACUACAGAGGAGUGAAGAUCACAAAUUUCACGACAUCAUGGAGAAAUGGACUAGCUUUCUGUGCAAUUCUAAAUCAUUUCCGGUCAGACUUGAUUGACUACAAAUCUCUGAAUCCUCAGGAUAUUAAAGAAAACAACAAAAAGGCUUAUGAUGGCUUUGCAAGCUUGGGAAUAUCACGAUUAUUGGAGCCAGCAGAUAUGGUUUUAUUGGCUAUUCCAGAUAAACUGUCUGUUAUGACCUAUCUUUAUCAGAUAAGGGCACAUUUCAGUGGUGAAGAAUUGAAUGUGGUCCAGAUCGAAGAAAACAGCAGUAAAAGCAAAUAUAAAGUUGGUAACUUUGAAACUGACACAAACAGCUCCAUUGAUCAGGAGCAAUUUUAUGCAGAGAUAAAUGAUGUUAAACAUGAGGCAGCAGCACAACAACCAAGCAGUGGAUUAUUUGAUGCUUCAUCUCAGGAAGAUUGUACAUUCCUCAGUGAUGAUGUUGGUGAGUCAAAAAGUGAGCAACAGACUCCUGAUGACCUUCCGAAUAUAAGUGCAACAAUGCCUUUCUCACAAAGGACUAAAAAUGAUUCGAACUCUCAAAAGCAUUAUCCUGUCAAACAGAAUACUGCUAAAGGUUCUUUGCUGGAGGAUACCAGUGAAAGUGAAAGUACAGAGUCUACACCACUACAAGGACAAAUACCACCAUUAAACAAUAGAAAACUGCUGAAAGUAGACAUUUUAGAAUUUACUGACUCUUCAGAUAUUAGUAAUAAAAAAGAAUGUAAAUCACCAACACUUGAGCAUGAAGAUUAUUCAGGGAACACUAGCAGCAGCUCUGGACAUGAGAUGUUUCAGUAUUCAGACUCUGUUGAGAACAGAAGAUCAGAGCUGAGUUCUUCUGUUCGAAAAGCCACCCCAUCUCCAACCCAUAAAUUAGGGUUCUCUUAUAAUCGAGAUGCAGAUCUGAUCAAGAAGAAACAUGCAACAUUACGCUGCUCUGAAGUGGAUUCAUCAGAAAGUGUCAGUCCAAGUUCGAACCAUUCGGGCCAACAGAGCAAAAGCGUUGAACUUAACUCUUCCCAACAAGAGAGAGAAAUCACUGAAGAAAAGAGAAUGGCAACAAGACAGGAAGAACUGAAAGAGCGAGCAAGACUCCUUCUGGAACAGGCGAGGAGGGAUGCAGCUUUAAAAGGAGGAAGUAAACAGUCAGCUAUCCAAUCAGUAAUAUCAACUCGCAACAAACAGCUAAAUGAGCACCAAGAUGAAGAGCGACGUCGCCAGUUGAGAGAGAGAGCUCGUCAGCUAAUUGCAGAAGCUCGAUCUGGUGUUAAGAUGUCUGAUCUUCCCAGCUACAAUGAACUGAAUACUGAAAAGUUGAGAGAAAGAUCAAAGGCAGCUGGAGGUGAUACUAUUGGGGUAGAUAUUAAUGAGGAAGGCGCUGAAUGCUCUUUUUUGGGAGGUGGAGAGGAACAUACUAACAUUGAAAUUGACCUUGAUUCUUUUGGAACUCAGAACAGCAAAUCAGUUGACAUGAAGCUUAAGAAACUCAUGGAGGCUCAACCGCAGGUGGCAAAUUCACUAUCUACUGCUGUCCAGAAAGUCUCAGUUGACAGUGCAGAACAAGAAGAACUCAAGAAUGAAAUGGAGGAUCAUCGUGCUGAGCAUUUGCGUCAAGCCACCGAACGUUUGCGAGGUCCUGUGGUGUUCAAUAAAGAUUCAGCUGUGAGACGAACCCAUCUUCAGUCAUUUAGUCAGUAUGUGGAAAGCAGACCAGAGGUUAAAAGGCAAAGAUCAAUACAAGAAGAUGCAAAAAAAAGAAAUGAAGAAAGAACGGAAAUAUGUGAAACAACUCCGAGAAAGCCAGCAGAAGAUGAAGUAUUUGGUAAAGGGUUCAAAGACACGAGUCAGUAUGUUGUUGGAGAAUUGGCAGCAUUGGAGAAUGAGCAGAAGCAAAUUGACACACGGGCCGCAGUGGUGGAGAAGCGUCUUCGCUAUCUCAUGGACACAGGAAACAAUAAAGAGAAGGAAGAAGCUAUGAUGCAGGAGUGGUUUGUGUUGGUGAAUAAGAAGAAUGCCCUCAUACGGCGACAGAACCAACUUUCACUUCUGGAAAAAGAGCAUGAUCUUGAGAGACGCUUUGAGCUGUUAAAUCGAGAAUUACGAGCUAUGCUUGCAAUAGAAGACUGGCAGAAAACAGAAGCUCAAAAAAGACGUGAGCAGCUCUUGCUGGAUGAGCUAGUUAUUCUGGUCAACAAACGGGACGCACUUGUCCGAGAUUUAGAUGCACAGGAAAAACAGGCGGAGGAAGAAGAUGAACAUUUGGAACGAACGCUCGAACAAAAUAAAGGGAAAAUUGUUAAGAAAGAAGAUAAGUGUCUUCUUCAGUGAGAGAGAUACACGGGAGACCUCCCAUCAUUUAGAACACACCUUCACUCUCAUUUUAAUAAAUUCUUUGAUGGAUUUGAAUGAUAUCAUGUUCUAUGUAGAUCGUAAACUGUUGUAAUCUUUUCUGUUCAGAGCAUUUAAUCGUCCCAAGGCCGCGAGUCCGUGUAUAUGGCUGCAUUAUUAUGUCGUUUUUAUGAAAUUGUAUUUUGUAAAAAAGAAAGGCGCGUGUAAUUGUUUAUUUGUAACAGUGACAUUUAAUAUUUUAUCAGUUACAUUCGGGAAGCAUUCUCUCUUAAAGGAGGAUGAGAAAAAUCACCAAAUCGUUGCGAAUGUAGCAGGACUGUUCCUAAUUGUUUCCUAUUAACACUGACUCGACUUUCUGUUGAUGGGACUGAUCUGCCUGAAAUGGACAUUGGAUCAGUUUUUAGAGACUGUAACCCGGGCGGGGGAAGGGGUUGAGCGGCUUUUCCAAAAUCACUAUCAGUUGAGAAAAGGUUAAACCUCUUCAAGAAACAAGUUCGGAAUGUUUGAGCUUGCUAGUCGCUGCAUUUUCAAUAUCUAGGUUUAUUUCCAUUAAAUAUUUCAAAGUUCCAUUGGAGCUAAAAAGUCCGUUUUUUUUAAAUAUAAAUAGUUGGCUUUUACAGGGCAGCUAUGUUGUAAAUGAUAUUAUCUGAAGUUAGAUUUAGUUUAAACUCAGAAAAGGGCUGAUAACCUCGCACCGGUUCGUGCAGUCGGUUCAUUCUCUGAUGUUUUCUACAUUGUAUUUAUGACUCUGGACAGCGCGAGUUGCUUGUUUGAGCUUCAGGAAUUUUGCUAAAACGUUUUUGUUUGGCUCGAAAAUGCUUGUUGUUUGUCUUCCGAAAGCAAAAGCAGUUCUUUAGAAGAUCGGAAUCAUUUUCAGUAAUUUUCUCUGCACCAACCCGCCGUCAGACGAAGCUGCUGCUUGAAGGAAGAAAUAUUUCUGUUUAUUUAUUCCAGGACCAUCUCUGAAUCUUGAAUAAAAAGUGAACUUUGAAGCA